AUGGAGGUGAUUCCGAAUUUUCAAGUUCAAAAGGUUCUUGCAAUAAGUUACAACUCUCUUGUUGAUGAUUAUCAGAAGAACUUAUUCCUUGAUAUUGCUUGUUUCUUCAAUGGAAUGGAUUACAAUUAUACAGUUAGGAUACUAGAUGGACUUCGUAUAGGUGCAAGAUUUAGUUUUGACAAUCUCAUUGAUAGAUGUCUGGUGAUUCCGAAUUUUCAAGUUCAAAAGGUUCUUGCAAAAAGUUACAACUCUCCUGAUGAUGAUUAUCAGCAGAACUUAUUCCUUGAUAUUGCUUGUUUCUUCAAUGGAAUGGACGAGGAUUAUGCAGUUAGGACACUUGAUGGGCUUGGUAUAGGUGCAAGAUUUAGGAUUGACUAUCUCAUCGACUGA
Messenger RNA from Populus trichocarpa (black cottonwood), 390 nucleotides. RefSeq lists its product as uncharacterized. The transcript is spliced from 2 exons. Lineage: Eukaryota; Viridiplantae; Streptophyta; Magnoliopsida; Malpighiales; Salicaceae. Gene Ontology annotation, biological process: defense response. The coding region runs from base 1 to 390 and encodes 129 amino acids. The record is from RefSeq and is a predicted model, not a curated record.